AUGCGCUUAGAAAGAUCACGUCCCAAAGUAAAACCAGUCGAAGACAGCUCUGGAAAAUCAAGACGUUCACCAUUCAAUUUUGGAGGGGAGAAUCGUGAUCGUAUAGCCAUGGACUGCUUUGCUGGGCCUCUUCACCCGGCUAUGGAGACUCAUUUGCCGUCUUCCACAGUUGCACAUUGCGACUAUGCUGGUGAAUGUAUUGAUCCGCCUUGCCCAAGAAAUCCCCUAGGAGCUCUUGCAGUGUAUGUCGACGUUGACUUCCCAGCGGUCCUUCAGAUGUUCCGAACCGCGCUAACAGCUGCCGUGGAGGAGGCAACAGCCUCCCUAUUCUCGGGCGUAGAGGGAAGGCUUAAAAGGACAAGACAGUUGCAUAGGAGCCUGGAAAAAUUCUGGCUUUUUGCGUGUCAGAAUGGCAUGCACAAUCGUAUCCAGCAGCAUUCCGAAUUAUUUCUCGGUAGCUUGCAACACCAGGACAACAGAGCAACACAAGGGAGGAGCACCACCGCGAGCCUGAACAGUGAUACUACAAGCACAAGUGUCAGCUGUGACGAGGCAUCAGGUCAAUGUCCAAAUAAGGGCACGAGUGAGCAUAGGCUGCUGCCGAGCUCGACGCUUAAGGGAUCAUUAGUUACCAAUGCGCAUGCUACCGCCCCGCCACUGCCUUCCGCGUUGCGCCCUGUACAGAGGGAUGAUGGAUCAAUUAUAGCUCCACCACUGGAGCUCCUGGCUGCCUAUGCCGACACCGACCUGACAGUCUCGCUACCGGACCCCCGACAACCAGUCGUCGUCGAAGCGCAAGAGCACCUGACACCUGUGGUGUUUCCUGCGUUUCGUAGUGCCCGAGGCUGUGUCGUGGGACUCUGUGUGCGCAGCCUGCUCGACCUUUAUGUGCAGGCCAUUCGCUCUAUACAGCCAGCUCUGCUUCCGAGGGGUUCCGUAGUUCUCAUGGCAGCUGUUAACGUCCCUAUGAUGUUUAGUAUACUGGAGCACCACCAAUUAUUGGUGCAACCGUUAGAUCUUGACGCUCAUACUUUGAUGCCCACGAAAAAAAGCUUACAGAAGGCGGUGGAUUGCUGGGGCUCACGGAUCAAGGCACUUGUUUGCUCUCACCUCUACGGUGGGCUCUGCAAUGUGCAGCCUCUCGUAGAUUUCUGCACUGAAAAUAAGCUUCUCCUCAUAGAAGAUUGCGCGGAAUCAUUUGUGGGAGACUUGUACAGAGGCCAUCCCAGAGCAGAUAUCAGCCUCUUCUCAUUUGGAUUAAUCAAGUCAUGCACUGCAGCCGGCGGAGGCAUCGCCACCGUUCGAGGAUUUCCUUCCAAAGGCGAAAUCUUCAAGCUGCUGCGGGUGCAGCCGAGCGCCUCGCUCCUUGCAGUACUGCUGAGGAGAUUGGAGUCAUGGAACUUGUCAGAUUUCAUGGAACAGCAGUUGCGAACAAUUGGGUUUGCCCGAAGACUGCAAAAUUUGGGACUUCAAAUGCCAGGAAGCGGUGCAACCUUCAAGACGUUUUGGCUUUUUCCAAUUGUCACACCCGCCGGAACCAAACUUGAUGAGUUCGAGGCUACCUUGCGGGAAAACGGGUUGUACGCUGCUAGCGACGCUACCACACUCGUCUGCUACAGCCCGUCACCUAGCGUUUCUAGCAUAAUGGGAUUGCCAGCUAUUGCUGCUUCCAUGAUGCGCCGUAUUGUCUAUUUACCAGUAAACCGCCGUUCCACUGUGCAAGAGCUUCUACGAGUUGAGGCAGCAUUGGCAAAGGCUUGUGGACUGGAGAUUUGCAGUAGGUUGAAUCCCUGCAGGAGAUUAUACUGCAAGCAUUGUGGCUUGUUUAAGGGUGAGAGAUUUGUGCCAGGAGAAUCGCAUGGGCAAUAA
Molecule: messenger RNA, 1869 nt
Organism: Cyclospora cayetanensis
Lineage: Eukaryota; Apicomplexa; Conoidasida; Eucoccidiorida; Eimeriidae
Exons: 5
Coding region: 1-1869 (622 amino acids)
Biological process (GO): polysaccharide biosynthetic process
Molecular function (GO): pyridoxal phosphate binding; transaminase activity
Source: RefSeq, a predicted model, not a curated record